Molecule: messenger RNA, 1024 nt
Organism: Cucurbita moschata (crookneck pumpkin)
Lineage: Eukaryota; Viridiplantae; Streptophyta; Magnoliopsida; Cucurbitales; Cucurbitaceae
Product: phosphopantetheine adenylyltransferase
Exons: 7
Coding region: 258-842 (194 amino acids)
Biological process (GO): coenzyme A biosynthetic process
Molecular function (GO): pantetheine-phosphate adenylyltransferase activity; dephospho-CoA kinase activity
Source: RefSeq, a predicted model, not a curated record
CUUAAUUCACGAUUUAAAAUGUUCAUUUUAGUAAGAAAUCUAAGUUAGGAAGAGAUUUAUCUCAAAUGGAGUCGUCCAUUCCACUCCACACUCCCAAGGAAAUCACUUACUAAAAUCGUAGUCAAGGAGGGAGAGAAAUUUGAUUUCAGGAGAAAAGGAGGAAGCGGCAGCGAUCAACAAACGGAGUAUUGAUGGAAAGAUGAGUAGAAUAAGAAGAUUAGCAGGCUGAUCUUUGCCAUGUUGUUCGAUCAAUUGACAUGAGCUUAAAAUUAGGGUUCCUAGAAAUGACUAUCUCGGAGGAUUCGGCAAUCGAUUCAAAAAUCUCUCCUCCAAAUUCAUAUGAAUCUGUAGUUCUUGGUGGAACUUUUGAUCGAUUACACGACGGUCACCGUCUCUUUCUCAAGGCUGCAGCAGAGCUGGCUAGGGAUCGGAUUCUGAUUGGAGUUUGUGAUGGUCCUAUGCUGAGUAAAAAAAAGUUUCGGGAACUUAUACAACCCAUUGAGGAAAGGAUGCAAAAUGUUGUAGAUUAUGUCAAGUCUGUGAAGCCAGCACUCUUGGUACACGUCGAACCUAUCGUCGAUCCAUAUGGCCCAUCCAUUGUCGACGAAACUUUGGAGGCGAUCGUUGUCAGCAAAGAGACAUUAGCAGGUGGAAUGUCGGUUAAUAAGAAGCGUGGCGAGAAGGGGCUUCCGCUACUGAAGAUUGAAGUUGUUGAUUUAGUUACUGAGGAGUCCGGUGGAGAUAAGCUGAGUUCCUCGACACUAAGAAAGCUUGAGGCAGAGAAGGCUGCCCCUGCCUUGCAGCAACAGACACCAAACAUUACUCAUGAAGCUAACAUAUAAAUAAAGCUCCGUCGAGAAAUUAUUUGUAAGAGAUCUCAACACAUUAUCUUGAAUUCAUAUGAACAUUCUCAUAAUGUUAAACCCAAUAAAUUAUCAUAAAGACUCGAUAGAUCUGGUAUGUGCUUUCUGUCUGAAUUUCUGUUCGGGAACUACGGACCUCUACAAUAGUAUGAUAUUUUCUA